This is a messenger RNA of Heterobasidion irregulare TC 32-1, 1314 nucleotides long. RefSeq lists its product as uncharacterized. Gene Ontology annotation, biological process: protein O-linked glycosylation via fucose. NCBI's taxonomy places the organism in Eukaryota, Fungi, Basidiomycota, Agaricomycetes, Russulales, Bondarzewiaceae. Bases 1 to 1314 code for a protein of 437 amino acids. The record is from RefSeq and is a predicted model, not a curated record. Gene Ontology annotation, molecular function: peptide-O-fucosyltransferase activity. The transcript is spliced from 8 exons.
AUGCUUGCCGCCUGCACCCUCUUCUCCGCCGUCACCCUCUUCGCUUUCGUCCUCUUCAACUACGCACAGCCAAAGUUCCCGUUCGAGACACCAGAACUACUCCCGCAUGCUCCUCAGUCCGCCGCAGGCGUCGAUCGCCAUUCGGUCCUCCUCGGUCCUCCCACCUCUCAUUUCAGAGACAACCUGAGAAACGACACUCGGUACAUCACCUCCUGGAUCUCCGCCGGCUGGACAAACGAUGUUAUGACCUACGGCAAUCUCGUCUACCUCGCCAUGAUCUCCCAGCGCGUGCCCAUCAUCGGUCCUUUUACUCCAUCCCACAUAGGCGGCGAAGCCGGCAGUAUUCCCUUCAGCGAGGUUUUUGACCUCGACCGGCUCAGCACAGCCAUCGGCAUGUCUGUCGUCGAAUGGGGCGAAGUCAAGGAUCCAGCCAGCACGGAAAUCGAAAAUCUCGGCUGCUGGAGCAUCUGGCAGGCCGUCCAAACUAACGAGGCAGGCCCGCGCAUCACUGGCGCUCUCUCUCAGGAUAUCUCCUAUACAAAGGCGCCGUCAUGGGUACAGAAGAAUCCUGGAUACGAGCACGAUCCACAUGCACACUUCUGGUCGAUUGCAACGCUGACGUUCCCAGAAGAACGCCGCAACAACCUGGGAACGCCUCAGCCGUCCAACGUCCUCGGCGCUGUCGCGCACCCCGAUGAGCAGGUCGCUUGUUUCGACUACCUGUACUAUGUCUGCGCGACCACGUCGUUCGAAUACGAGUACGAUUACAGUCCGGGAUGGCGCUUCGCGGUCAAGAACUUUAGGUGGACGGAUCGCCUGCAGGGCAUCGCAGAUGGUUAUCUCAAGCGCAUGUUCGGCGUCCCCGAAGAAGAACCCGUCCCUCCCUACGUUGGGAUUCACAUACGGCACGGCGACUUCAUCAACUAUUGUGGCGAAACGCCGAAGGAAGACUGCUUCGCGUCCUUGUCUGUUGUCGCGCGGCGUGUGCAGGAGGUGCAGGAUGAGGUGCAGGAGCGCUACGGCUAUAGGCCCGAGCGCGUCGUCAUGCUGAGCGACGAGCGUGAACCUGGCUGGUGGGACGCGGUGCGUCUCCUUGGGUGGUACACUCCGGACCACAUCGCGGAGGACACGACAGCGAAGUACGGGCGAUGGUAUCCACUCCUCAUCGAUGCUGUAAUUCAAUCGUCGGGCAUAGGGUUCGUGGGGACGGAUACGUCGACCAUGUCCGUCCUCGCGCGGCGGCGGGUUCAAGAUUGGCACGGCGGAGCUGUGCGCACAGUCAAGUGGGGCACUCCGAACGCCGACGACCAUUGA